Molecule: messenger RNA, 1714 nt
Organism: Cucurbita moschata (crookneck pumpkin)
Lineage: Eukaryota; Viridiplantae; Streptophyta; Magnoliopsida; Cucurbitales; Cucurbitaceae
Product: MORN repeat-containing protein 1-like
Exons: 3
Coding region: 268-1563 (431 amino acids)
Source: RefSeq, a predicted model, not a curated record
CACCAUUUUCUUCUUCUUCUUUAUAAUCUCCAAAUUACAAACAAUCGAGAGAAAUCGUAGGGAACUUGAAAUUGUUCUUCAAUUUUCUCCUUCGGAUUUGUGUUUUUUGGUUAAUUUGUGCAGUUUGAUACUGCUGAUCCUGCGCCGUUUCCCUGGAAUGUUACCGGCAGAGCACAGAAGUGCUUUGAUGAUAAGUAUUUCGAGGUACAGGAGUGGUUUUUGAAGGAGAAAAGGUGAAUUGAAGAUUCGGUCGUAAUCGGGCUUGUAAUGGAUGGCGUGAAAAGCAACUUGAAGCUUACGAGAACUCAGUCGUCGUUACUUCGUUCGUCACCGACUUUCCGAUCGUCUUUUCAUAGUUUAUCGUCCGUUAACGAGGGAGAAAACUUUAUGGUCGGUCAUCAGGAGGAUGACGAUGAAGAGAAGCAGAGGCCUAAGAAGCCUCGUAGGUCGGGUUCAUCGCCGAGAACAGGAUCGAACCGAUUUGCGAACUGUGUUGUUGCUGUUGCUUUGCUUCUUUGCUUCAUCUUCUUCUCGUUGCUCUUCGUUUUCUUCUUUCUGAGGAAGGAUGGGCUACUCCCGUCUGAAAAUUUGUUGUUGGCUCUGAUUUUUGUUGCUAUUACGCUUGUGUUUAUGAGCAAGAAUAAGCGGUUAAUUUCACAGAUUCUUUCGUUUAUCAAGCAUUCAUUGCACGAAAAUGCGAACAGAUUCUGUUUCUCCAGAACGGAUUCGACUCCGAUCCAAUGGUACAUUGGGGAUUCGAACGAUGCCGAAGACGACGCCGUAAAACAGAGGGAAAUUAUCAGAGAGGGCGUAGAGUACUAUAGCAAUGGCGAUUUCUACGAGGGAGAGUUUUACAAUGGGAGUUGUAAUGGAAGUGGGGUUUACAACUAUUUCCUAAGUGGGAGAUACGAAGGAGAUUGGGUCGAUGGGAGGUACGAUGGCUAUGGCGUCGAGAGCUGGGCGAAGGGGAGUCGUUACAGGGGCCAGUAUCGACAGGGUCUUAGACAUGGAUUUGGAGUAUAUAAGUUCUACACGGGGGAUUCCUGUGCCGGUGAGUGGUGUAAUGGCCAAAGCCAUGGCGUUGGACUUCAGACUUGCGCUGAUGGUAGCUGCUAUGUUGGCGAGUUCAAGCGCGGCGUUAAGCAUGGUCUUGGAUGUUACUACUUCAGAAAUGGAGAUAGAUACGCUGGAGAAUACUUCGGGGACAAAGUACAUGGUUUCGGAAUCUACCAUUUUGCAAACGGCCAUUGUUAUGAAGGAUCAUGGCAUGAAGGUCAUAGGCAAGGCUACGGCAAGUAUGCUUUUCGAAACGGCCAAGCCAAAUGCGGCGAGUGGGAUGCUAGCAACCUCAAGCAUCCUCUCCCGCCGCUAAGUGAUGCCGUUCUCCAAGCUGUUCAGGCAUCUAGAAAGGCAGCAGAGAAUGCUAUAAAUCUUCCCCGGAUGGAUGAACAAGUGAGUAAAGCCGUGGUUGCUGCUAAUAGAGCGGCCAAUGCGGCCAGAGUGGCCGCCAUCAAAGCCGUUCAGAAUCGAAUGGACGGUAAAUUUUGCGGUUCAGAUAUGUAAGGUUUGCUAACUUUUAUAGAACAGCCAUAAAAACAAAAACCCUGGUGGCUAAAAACCCACCGGAGGUGUUUUUAAGUUCCUAUCAGUAUCAUUACACUGCAACUUGUACACACAAUGUAUAUUAUAUUAAUGAAAUACACCACUUUAUCUA